CAGUAGGGGUGCUUUGAGCAGCUGUGCCUUGUGUGCAACAGUGAGCAACCCACCCAAAAAUAGACAGGAACUUACUCAUUAACCACCCGCAAUGGCUGCCACCGGAGUCCUUCCCUUCAUUCGAGGGGUAGACCUAAGUGGAAAUGAUUUUAAAGGAGGUUAUUUUCCUGAACAUGUCAAAUCCAUGUCCAGUCUCCGAUGGCUGAAACUCAACAGAACGGGCCUCUGCUAUCUUCCGGAGGAGCUGGCCGCCCUGCAGAAACUGGAGCACUUGUCAGUGAGCCACAACAGCCUGACAACUUUACACGGCGAACUUUCCAGUCUUCCAUGUCUCAGGGCAAUCGUGGCCCGAGCAAACAGCCUGAAGAACUCGGGUGUUCCUGAUGACAUUUUUCAGUUGGAUGACCUCUCAGUGCUGGAUCUGAGCUACAACCAGCUGACUGAAAUUCCCAGGGACCUUGAAAACUCCAAAAACAUGCUUGUCCUCAACCUCAGCCACAACAGUAUUGACAACAUACCAAACCAGCUGUUUAUUAACCUGACGGAUUUGCUCUACCUGGAUAUGAGUGACAAUAAGCUGGACAGCCUUCCCCCUCAGAUGAGACGCCUGAUCCACUUGCAGACCCUGAUACUGAACAACAACCCCCUCAUGCAUGCCCAGUUAAGACAGCUGCCGGCCAUGGUGGCUCUGCAGACUCUGCACCUGAGAAACACCCAGCGCACCCAGAGCAACAUGCCCACCAGCAUGGAGGGCCUCUCUUACCUGGCAGAUGUGGACCUGUCCUGUAAUGACCUGACCCGGGUGCCAGAGUGCCUGUACACCCUGUCCAGCCUGAAGAGGCUGAACCUGAGCAGCAACCAGAUCUCGGAGCUGUCCCUCUGCAUCGACCAGUGGACCCAGAUGGAGACGCUCAACCUGUCCCGCAACCAGCUGACGUCCCUGCCCUCUGCCGUCUGCAAGCUGUCCAAGCUGAAGAAGCUGUAUCUGAAUUCAAACAAACUGGAUUUCGACGGCAUCCCGUCCGGAGUGGGCAAGCUGUCCUGCCUGGUGGAGUUCAUGGCAGCCAAUAACAACCUGGAGCUCAUCCCCGAAGGCCUGUGCAGGUGUGGGAAACUGAAGAAGCUGGUCUUGAACAAAAACCGCCUUGUGACUCUGCCCGAGGCCAUCCAUUUCCUCACAGAUCUGGAGGUCCUUGACGUGCGGGAGAACCCCAACCUGGUGAUGCCCCCAAAGCCUGUGGACCGAACAGCUGAGUGGUACAACAUCGACUUCUCCCUGCAGAACCAGCUCCGAUUGGCUGGGGCUUCUCCAGCCACGGUGGCUGCAGCGGGAGGAGGUAACAGCCCCCGAGACCCGCUGGCCAGGAAGAUGAGGCUGAGGAGGCGGAAGGACUCUGCGCAGGACGACCAGGCCAAGCAGGUGCUGAAGGGCAUGUCGGACGUGGCCCAGGAGAAGAACAAGUCCAUAGAGGAGAACGGCGAUCAGCGGUACUCGGACCUGAAGGUCCGGCGCUGGGACAAGAGCCUGGAGAAGCCGCAGCUGGACUACUCCGAGUUCUUCCAGGAGGACGUGGGUCAGAUCCCCGGCCUGACCGUGUGGCAGAUCGAGAACUUCGUGCCCAUGCAGGUGGACGAGGCCUUCCUCGGGAAGUUCUACGAGGCCGACUGCUACAUCAUCCUGAAGGCCUUCCUGGACGAGAACGGUGCGCUGAGCUGGCACAUCUUCUACUGGAUCGGCCAGGAGGCCACGCUGGACAAGAAGGCGGGCGCCGCCAUCCACGCCGUCAACCUGCGCAACUACCUGGGGGCGGAGUGCCGGACCAUCCGGGAGGAGAUGGGCGACGAGUCUGAGGAGUUCAGCGCGGUCUUUGAUAAUGAGAUCUCUUACAUUGAGGGAGGAACUGCCAGCGGGUUCUACACAGUGGAAGAUACGCACUAUGUGACAAGGCUUUACCGUGUGUAUGGUAAGAAGAACAUAAAGCUGGAGUCAGUGCCCCUGAAGGCUGCCUCCCUGGACCCACGCUUUGUCUUCUUGCUGGACAACGGCCUGGUGAUUUAUGUGUGGAGAGGAGGAAACGCCACACUGAGUGCCACUACUAAAGCCAGGCUGUUCGCUGAGAAGAUCAAUAAGAAUGAGCGGAAGGGCAAAGCGGAGAUCACCUCGCUGUCCCACAGUCAGGAGCCUCCGGAAUUCUGGGAAAUUCUCGGGGGUCAGCCCGAGGAGAUAAAGAAGCACGUCCCCGACGACUUCUCGCCCGUCCGGCCCAAACUCUACAAGGUUGGGCUCGGUCUGGGUUACCUGGAGCUUCCUCAGAUCAACUACAAGCUGUCCGUGGAGCACAAGGACAAGCUGAAGCUGGACGUUCUCCCGGAGCUGAGACUGCUGCAGAGCCUGCUGGACACCAAAGGGGUGUACAUCCUGGACUGCUGGUCGGACGUGUUCAUCUGGAUCGGGCGCAAGUCGCCGCGGCUGGUGCGGGCGGCCGCCCUCAAGCUGGGCCAGGAGGUGUGCGGCAUGCUCCACCGGCCCAAACACGCCGUGGUCGUCCGCAACCUGGAGGGCACCGAAUGUCAGGUCUUCAAGUCCAAGUUCAAGAACUGGGACGACGUGCUGAAGGUGGACUACACGCGGAACGCCGAGACGGUGCUGAAGAACACGGGCAUUUCGGGGAAGGUGAAGAAGGACUCGGAGCAGAAGGACCAGAUGAAGGCCGACCUGACGGCCCUGUUCCUCCCCAGGCAGCCGCCCAUGCCCCUCUCAGAGGCGGAGCAGAUGAUGGAGGAGUGGAACGAGGACCUGGACGGGAUGGAGGGAUUUGUCUUGGAGGGGAAGAAGUUUGCCCGUUUGCCCGAAGAAGAGUUUGGCCACUUCAACACACAGGACUGCUACGUGUUCCUCUGCAGGUACUGGGUGCCGGUGGAGUACGAGGACGACGAGGAGAAGAAGGGCAAGCCGAAGGACGAAGAGGAGGGGGCUGAGGAUGAGGAGAAGCAGACGGAGGAGGACUUCCAGUGCAUUGUGUACUUCUGGCAGGGCCGAGAGGCCUCCAACAUGGGCUGGCUCACCUUCACCUUCAGCCUGCAGAAGAAGUUCGAGAGCCUCUUCCCCGGAAAGCUGGAGGUGGUGCGCAUGACUCAGCAGCAGGAGAACCUGAAGUUUCUCUCCCACUUCAAGAGGAAGUUCAUUAUCCACAAGGGGAAGAGGAAGCAGAAGGAGGACAGUGUGCAGCCCAGCCUCUAUCACAUCAGGACUAAUGGCAGCGCCCUCUGCACCAGGACAAUCCAGAUUGCCACAGACUCCAGCAACCUGAACUCUGAAUUCUGUUUCAUAUUAAAGGUUCCCUUCGAGAGCACGGACAACCAGGGCAUCGUGUACACGUGGGUGGGCCGGGCCGCGGACCCGGACGAGGCCAAGCUGGCCGAGGACAUCAUGAACUCCAUGUUUGACGACACCUACAGCAAACAGGUGAUCAACGAGGGGGAGGAGCCCGAGAACUUCUUCUGGGUGGGGAUUGGCUCUCAGAAGCCCUACGACGAGGACGCGGAGUACAUGAAGUAUGCUCGGCUGUUCAGGUGCUCCAAUGAGAAGGGAUAUUUCUCUGUUUCGGAGAAGUGCUCAGAUUUCUGUCAGGAUGACCUUGCUGAUGAUGACAUCAUGCUCCUGGACAAUGGAAAAGAGGUGUACAUGUGGGUCGGCACUCAGACCAGUCAGGUGGAGAUCAAACUGAGCCUGAAAGCUUGUCAGGUGUACAUCCAGCACAUGAGGUCCAAGGACACGGAGCACCCCAGGAAGCUGCGUCUGGUGCGCAAGGGCAACGAGCCCCACUGCUUCACCCGCUGCUUCCACGCCUGGAGCGCCUUCAGGAAGCCGCCCGCUUAGGAGUCUGCGCCAGGAGGCGGAGCUUCGGGGCGCGGGGGAGGGGCCUGUGAGAAGGGGGGGUGGGGGCGGGGCUCCAUGCCAACCCCUGCUGAACCUGAACCCCCCUUCCCCCGCCCCCAAACACACGACAUUGCACAUCACUGGCACAACCGCUUGCACCAUGUGCUCAAAUACGAGCACUGCCAAUACAAUAUCGAAUAGUUAUUUAGAGGUUUUAUAUAUUUUCUGUGGGAUAGAGCUAUAUGUGGCUUUUUUUUUUUUUUUUUUGUUCUGGUAUUACUAGCUCGUAGCUCAGACGGCAUUUUAAGAAUCCUGGUUUUAAACGAGUAAGAGAAUUAAAUUACGCUUAAAUGUAACAGAAAGGGCUGUAUUUCAUAAGAGUAAAGCAUUUAGUGUUAAGGAACAUAGGUGUUCAUCGCACAGGCCGUUUUGUUCUAAAGGAGGUAUGAUUUGCAGAGGCAUUACUGAAAAACUUUAAAACUAUAGCCAAGUCGGCUAAUAAUGGCCAUGGGUUCUCAGUCAUUUUGCUAUACGUUAGUGGAUAAGCCUAUGUCAUGAAUUCCAAUACAUUAGUUAUAUAUUUACUGUAAAGGCAUUGCACUUGGUAUGACCGUCCUGGCCUUCUCAUAUCUGUCUCCAGAAAAACAUGCUCAGUUCUCUUUAGCUGUGUCCGCAUUAGUGAGAGUGAGCAGAGCGUGUAGUCCUUGAUUGAGUUUUAUUUUACUGAGAUUUACUGAGAUUAUUCAGAGGAUACUGCUAUGGCUGCCCUGGAGAGGGUUAGGGUUGACUGUGAGGGCGGAGUUAUAAUCCAAUUUGAGUUUAUAAAUGACUGCAAUUGGCUCCUGCCAGCCACCACAGCUCAUGGUUGAACUGUAACAAAAUGAUUUAUGAAUUUUGUACACCUUUACCUUUUUUAUUUUAUUUUAUUUUUAUAUCCCCUUUGUUGUUUAAUUUUCUGUUUAUGCAUGUAUGUUCAUGACAUUGACAAUUACUAUACCUGGGCCGUUGUGUUCUCAGUACACUUGGUAUGUACUUAAUGGCCAAGUGGCUGCCUCAGUGCAAAGCUUUGGGGGGGGGUGUUUAGUGUGGACAAUAAUGAGUUAAAGCAGAGUGGAGAAGGGGCUGCCCCUUAAAAUUCAGCUAGCUUAUGAAUGGACACUGCCAGGGGAGUGCACCGGCCUGGGCCGUGUGCUGUGUUUCGUAAAAAUCUGUUCGCUAUUGAGAAGAUGUGCCUUUGAAAAUGAGGGAAAAGGGAAGGGGCGAGGGGUCACUGCAGCUCACUUUUUUUGGACACAGCUCUGCUCACUGAUUGGCCGCCACCUGAGGGCCCCCGUGUCAUGUUUGCAGAUUUAUCUUCUGUCAGCAGAUGAUGAUAAAUCCCCACUUUCUGCUUC
Molecule: messenger RNA, 5274 nt
Organism: Anguilla rostrata (American eel)
Lineage: Eukaryota; Metazoa; Chordata; Actinopteri; Anguilliformes; Anguillidae
Gene: flii
Product: FLII actin remodeling protein
Exons: 30
Coding region: 92-3880 (1262 amino acids)
Biological process (GO): myofibril assembly; barbed-end actin filament capping; actin polymerization or depolymerization
Cellular component (GO): actin cytoskeleton; cytoplasm; nucleus
Molecular function (GO): actin filament binding; phosphatidylinositol-4,5-bisphosphate binding
Source: RefSeq, a predicted model, not a curated record